AUCAAAACUUUUCAUGGGCGGGUUAGAGAGUUGGCAAAUGAGUCUGAAAGGCUUGGUGAACCAAUUACAGAAAACAAACUUGUGUUGAAAGUUCUACAUUCUCUUCGAGAAAAAUACUCUAUGGAUGUCAAAGGUAUUAAUUAGACAAACACAAUCUCUCAAUUCUAUGUCUCUUGAUGAACUGAUGGGGAACUUAGAAACCAUUGAGUUGGAGAUGAAUGAAGAUCUACGACGUAAGAAGCUGCUUGUCAUUCCCGUUGAAAAAGAGACGCAGUGUGUUAAACACAGUGCUGGAACAUGCUGUGCUUUUCCAACUUACUAUAGUGAUGGUGAUGACUCUGUUGGUGACGUUGAUCCAAAGGAGAUGCUUAUAAUUGUUGAAGAAAAAUUUCAAGAGUCGCUACGGGUCAACAAGAAAAAAUGUUUGGAAAAUGAUAGUCUCAAACGUGAACUUGCUGAAUCAAAACAUAAUGUGGAACAACUCACUAAAGAGUUACAGAGAUACAAAGGUAAAUUUACAGCAGAGGAUGACACAGAGGAUGAUACAGAAGAUGACACAGAAUUUGACACAACAGAAGAGCUAGCUAUUCUCCAAAGGAAGUGGGCAGAACUUCUUCAAGCCAAUAAGAAAACUGUCCUAGAGAACCAUCAGCUUGUUGCCGAGCAAAAUAUACUAAAGAAGGUUAUUUCAGGAUUAGAAAAGAAGAUUGAAGGAUUAGAAGGGUAACAAUCUGAUCUCAAGUAUGAAUUAAAUCAACUCAAAAACAUUCAAAAGUGGAUGAGAAGUGCUAGAGCAAAAGCUAUUGAGGAACAAGUGAACUUUUCAAAAUUUUAUGGAGACAAGACGGGUCUCGGAUUUUAGGUUCCGAAAGAAAUAAGACCCCACUUG
Cuscuta campestris is the source of this 889-nucleotide messenger RNA. The record is from the annotation of a GenBank genome assembly. Lineage: Eukaryota; Viridiplantae; Streptophyta; Magnoliopsida; Solanales; Convolvulaceae.